Laetiporus sulphureus 93-53 is the source of this 786-nucleotide messenger RNA. RefSeq names its product SET domain-containing protein. NCBI's taxonomy places the organism in Eukaryota, Fungi, Basidiomycota, Agaricomycetes, Polyporales, Laetiporaceae. Gene Ontology annotation, molecular function: histone methyltransferase activity; zinc ion binding. The record is from RefSeq and is a predicted model, not a curated record. The transcript has 4 exons. The annotation marks the transcript as partial. Gene Ontology annotation, cellular component: nucleus.
UCUGGCUUCACGAUGAUGACGUGGGAACAGCAUCGAGAACAACUAGCGAAAGAAUACGUGCAUCCCCCAGUUUUAGCGAAAGAUCUACCUCAUGAGUUGGAAGACAGGAUUAAUUUCUUAUCGAGCUAUGCACAACACGCGGAUAACAUGCAAGUAAAACUCUUCGAGGCAGCAAUCGCAGAAAACACCGAGAGCGACGAGCCGCACACCCCGCCGAUCCACAUCAUCAACGACAUUGAUGAUGACCUGACGCCACCUUACGAAUUUCAUUACUCAAACCUCAUGUGGCAUGGCGAAGGGGUGCCCAAGCCAGACUGGGAGAACUUGCGAGGAUGCGACUGCAUCGGUCCAUGCGAUCCGAAGUCUGAGACCUGCAUUUGUGCGCAGAGACAUCAGCAGCAUUCUGAAAGUCCUGGCUUCCUGUAUGACCAGAGGCUAAGACUGAGAUCCCAGGGGUACCCGAUCUUCGAAUGCAAUGACUUGUGCAGAUGCUCCGAUGACUGUAUCAACAGAGUGGUUCCAUGGGGCCGGAAACACCCUAUCAAUAUUUGCAAGACAGAGAACAAAGGCUGGGGUGUCUUCGCCGGUCACAAGAAGAUUCCAGCUAACACUUACAUUGGUAUAUAUGCUGGAGAAUAUCUGACCGAGUCAGAAGCAGAGGAACGGGGCGUCCUUUACAACAAGUUCGGUCGCACGUAUCUGUUUAACAUCAACUUCUGGCACUUGCAUGUGGAUGACCCCAAUUGGACUAUUAAGUAUAGCAUCAAUGCGUAUCAUGCUGGCAAU